AUGGAGAAGUCCACGUUCCUCACAGCCCUCUGGCCGUCCCCCAGACAAACACACAGAUUCCAAACCAUCAAAACUGAGACCUCGACCGCCGACGACGACGACGACAACAACUGCACUGACUCAGAAGGCCUCCUGGCAUCGAGCUCCCGCAGGACGAAGACCCCCGCAAGAAAGCCCGCACUCUCAACGACCUGGAUAUGCCUAACAACCGCAAACCUCGCGAUGAUGAGCAUCACGGCCUCCGUCUUCCUCAGCGCCAAAUUGCAGGGUACUGGCAGUGGUAGCGGCAGCUCUGAGAAAAACGCCAUCCUCAGACCAGUCUCGUGGUGGUCGCCCAUCCUCGACGCCGUCGAAAUCCCAACCUACGAAACCACCCUCAACGGCACGCUCUUCCCGCUCCCCGAACCCUCCAUCGCGCGCCAGGAGCCCGGCCCCGACAACGACGCCGCCUGGGCCCAGUACGAGCGCAUCCUCACCACAUCCGUCACCCGCGCCGACAUCCUCAAGCUCGGCAAGGACCCCGACACCGUGGCGCGCUUCGACGACGCAUACUGGGGGCUCGGCGACGACGCGUACAUGGUCCAGUUUGACCACGGUGACGAUCUCGGACACGCCGCGCGACAAAAUGCACUGGAUCCACCUGGGCCACUGCCUCGACAUCCUGCUGCAGAACCUGCGGUGCAACGCCAACACGGAGGUCCUGACGCUGGCCUGGGUCGAGGGGCUGCGCGAGCCCUGGCCCGACUUCAGCAUCAACCGCAAGUGCCGCGCCCUCGACGCGAUCGUCGACUACCAGGUCCGGAACACGGUGGACGAAGGGAAAUUCAAGCGCAUGGUACGGCCGGAUGGGGCGUUUGUUUGGCCGUCGCCUUGGACGCAGGGGAGUGA
Messenger RNA from Aspergillus mulundensis, 888 nucleotides. RefSeq lists its product as uncharacterized. Gene Ontology annotation, biological process: mycotoxin biosynthetic process. The record is from RefSeq and is a predicted model, not a curated record. NCBI's taxonomy places the organism in Eukaryota, Fungi, Ascomycota, Eurotiomycetes, Eurotiales, Aspergillaceae. The transcript is spliced from 3 exons. The coding region runs from base 1 to 888 and encodes 295 amino acids.